Molecule: messenger RNA, 1304 nt
Organism: Ectocarpus sp. CCAP 1310/34
Lineage: Eukaryota; Phaeophyceae; Ectocarpales; Ectocarpaceae
Source: the annotation of a GenBank genome assembly
AUGCUGCUCGGCGGCGUUCACAGCAGGCCCGACAACCGCCGUGGCUUGGAGGUAGCUAGGUGGACUGACAGCCGUCACGCCCUCAAAGGCACGAAAGGCAGAGGUUCCCUCACUCUCUUCUUGCGCGAUCCUUUUGUCACGCCUUGGUCGUUGUGCUUACGGCGCUGGCUGCGUCUUGUGCUUGUGACAGAACGAGGCAAAGCAAUCUUCGUCGCCGCAACCCAGGAGCACACGGGCAAGACGUCUGUAUCCAUGGCGCUCAUUGCAGGUCUAGUGCGCAGAUUUGGGCCUACACGCGUGUCGUACAUGAAGCCUGUCGGCCAGAAGCACGUGCUGGUUGACAAGGACGUGGCCGUCGUAAGAGAGUACUUCGGCCUUUCUGCCCCGUACAACGCCAUGUCGCCUCUCGUCCUGUACAAGGGCUACACGAAAGACUUCUUGGACGGCAAGAUGGACGUCCGGGAACAAAAGAGAGUCAUCCAGGACGGGUUCGAGGAGCUCAUCCGGAGCAACGACUUCGUCGUUGUCGAGGGAACCGGUCACACCGGCGUCGGGAGCGUUGUGGGGAUGAACAACGCGAAUGUUGCGGGUUUGCUCGGGCUCGACGUCUUGCUCGUCGGAAACGGAGGCUUGGGUUCCACGUACGACGUCAUGGCACUGAACAAGACCCUGUGCACCGCUGGGGGUGUUAGAGUUCGCGCCGUCCUCCUCAAUAAGGUAAAACGCGGCAAGGAAGACAUGGUCAGAGAGUACAUCGGGAAGGCGCUGCGCACCAACUUGUGGGACGCGCCAGUGCUGGGGGUAGUACCGUGGGCGGAGUCGUUAGAUCAGCCGUCGAUACUGGACCUGGAGCAAAUGUUCGGCACGACGGCUCUCUCCGGGAGGGAACAUCUCCUCCGAAGGUACUCACGCUUUGAACUCGUCACAACGAGCCUUCGACAGUUGUUGAAGAAGCUCGGAGGUGGGGGUAUCAGCGCCAAGCGCACGUGCUUCGUGACGCAUGCGACCAGAAGUGACAUUAUUCUCGGUCUAAUCUUGACAGGAACACCGCCGGGGCACGUUCCGCAUUCCUUUGUGAGCGAGUACAUCGGCCGCGCCGCUAUUCCGGUGCUGAGCGUCGCCAUGUCGACCUCGGAGGUGAUGCACAAGUUGGAGAAGUUCACGUCCAAGAUGAACGUCAAAGACGACCUGAGGACACGAAACGUCAUCGACCACUACGAGCCCGAGAUCGACUUCGACGCGCUCCUCUCUUGCGCCAGCGUUCCGCCUCGACCAGGAUGAGAACCGGUUUACGCUCUGCUAGC